GUGCAGAGUGAGCACACACACCUGCAAAAAAUGAGCACGUAGAAGAAGACGACUACUUCCGGGACAAAUAAAACACAUGGGAUCAAAACCUCUCAGAAUCCAGUCAUGACAAGAUGGGCGAGAGCUAACAAUGUCCAUAAACACAAGCCAGCAGAGGCCACUCCAUGGAGUCAACUCAGAGCAGCAGGAGGAGGAGGAGGAGGGGCAGGACAUCACUCAGGAGGCUCCACAGGGGCAAGACAAGGACCCCAGAAGGAGCAUUUGAGAAGGACUCAGCCUAAUGGCUCAGCUGUGAAAAAACCAAACCGUAAGAAAAAGGACUAUGCCAAUGAGGAUGUGAAUGGCUUUCUGGAAUAUCUCCAGCAAACUGGGCAGUCGCUGCCCAAAUCAGAUAAAGGAGGGAAGCAGGAGGAGCAGGAACUCAGGGAGGAGGUGGAGGUGGCUCUGAAAAAAGACAAAAGGAGAGAGGACAGACGGAUAAAGAGGCAGAAAGACAAGAAGAACAAAAUGCUUUGUUUUAACUGUAGAAAGCCAGGUCACGGUUUGGCCGACUGUCCAGAGGCUGACAGAGACGAGGAGAUGGGCCGAGGUAUCUGCUUCCGCUGCGGCUCAACUGAACAUGAAAUCCACAAAUGCAGAGCUAAAGUGGACCCUGCUCUGGGUGAAUAUCCAUAUGCAAAGUGCUUCAUCUGUGGUCAGACUGGACACCUGUCGCGGUCCUGCCCAGAUAAUCCUAAAGGACUGUACGCACAAGGAGGUUGCUGUCGUGUUUGUGGCUCAGUGGAACAUUUUCAGAAAGACUGUCCAGAACAUCAGGCUGCAACCAACUCUUUGACAGUGGGCUGGUUGUCCAAUAAUAUGAGUGCAGACCAUGAGGAUGUACAUGUUCCAGUAAAGAAAGCCAAACCCAAGCAGACCAAGGUCGUUGUCUUCUGAUCUGCUCCGAGUAUCUCUACAUUUAGACUCCCACUCAGGUCAAAGAAGAUCUGUGCAGCAGUCUCUCCACAACAGAUUCCCCAUAUUUCAGGCAAACAGCACUAGACAAAACCUCAACUGUAAUAACUGGACUCAUUACAAUUCACAGUGACAUUCUGAUUCCCUUUUAAUUGUAAUUGAAGUUUUGCAAUAAAUCAGUGAUGUAAGCCUUA
Messenger RNA from Sphaeramia orbicularis (orbiculate cardinalfish), 1148 nucleotides. It is a transcript of the gene zcchc9, whose product is annotated as zinc finger, CCHC domain containing 9. Gene Ontology annotation, molecular function: zinc ion binding; nucleic acid binding. Lineage: Eukaryota; Metazoa; Chordata; Actinopteri; Kurtiformes; Apogonidae. The coding region runs from base 106 to 936 and encodes 276 amino acids. The record is from RefSeq and is a predicted model, not a curated record. Gene Ontology annotation, cellular component: nucleolus. The transcript has 6 exons.